CAGAAAUGUUCAUAACAAUCGAAAAACUUCUGAGAGUAACACUAUUUCCCAAAUUCACAAAUAUCACAAGCGAAACUUUUAUGAAUAUUGCUUCAGCUAUGAGUUAUUUCAAAGAAAACCAACAACUUGCUGUAUCAAAUAAUACCCAUUCAGAGUUAUUGCAUUGGGCUGAAGAACGUCAAGAUCAAUUUGUGAGCUUAUCAAUGGCUUUGAAACAGAAAGUCUUCAAUAUGUACAAGAAAUUGGAAGCAUUGCUGCAGUUGGAGGAAACGUUACGAGGGCGUUAUCUAUUUACCUAUAAAGUGGACUAUAACCGUGCAAAAGGUAUUCUCAAGAGACAACGCAAUAGAUUUUUGAUGGAAUUAAAGAAAUCCAUUUAUGAUUUGGACUAUCUUGAAGAUCAUAUUAUGCUCAAUUAUCUGAUGGUAUUGAGGUUGAAAACUUUGGGACAGUCUGCAUAAAACAAAUGGUAUUAAGUCCUCAAAAAUUCAGAGCUAUUGCAAGAGAUGCCUAUACACGAACCAUUGCAGAGCCCGCACUGGCAACGCUGUUUCGCAGUGUUGACUGUUGUCAGUGUUGCCCGAUAAUCAAUAGAAAUUCGUCAUACUUUGUUUUGGUUUACAAGAAAUUGGAAACAUUGCUGCAGUUGGAGGAAACGUUACGAGGACGUUAUAUAUUUACCUAUAGAGUGGACUAUAACCGUGCAAAAGGUAUUCUCAAGAGACAACGCAAUAGAUUUUUGAUGGAAUUAAAGAAAUCCAUUUAUGAUUUGGACUAUCUUGAAGAUCAUAUUAUGCUCAAUUAUCUGAUGGUAUUGAGGUUGAAAACUUUGGGACAGUCUGCAUAAAACAAAUGGUAUUAAAUCCUCAGAAAUUCAGAGCUAUUGCGAGAGAAGUCUAGACACGAACCAUUGCAGAGCCCGCACUGGUAACGCUGUUCUGUUGUCAGUGUUGCCAGAUAAUAAAUAGAAAUUUGUCAUACUUUGUUUUGGUUUACAUUUGUGGAAAAUCAUUUAAUAUUUAUUUAUUAAAUUACUUGCCCACAUUUGUGUGUCCAUGUGGUAAAUGAGAAACGGUCAUAACAAGAGAAAUACAAGCCCAUAUUAAAGGCUAAAACAAACCAAACAACUCGAAAGUUGUUGUGACUGUGUUUCCUCUGUUUGUGUGUGUGUAUUUGUGUGGGCGCUGUAACCACAAAAACAACAACAAUGGUUGGAAUUAUUGAUGAGGCGCAGCUGUUUUAUCCAUUGGGCACACGCAUUAAAAUAGCCAAUAAUUAUGGCACAGUGAAAUAUGUGGGCGAGGUGAGUGGUCAUAUGGGAACCUGGCUGGGUAUCGAGUGGGAUGAUGGAAUGCGUGGCAAACACAAUGGCAUAGUAGAGGGCAAACGUUAUUUCCAAACCCAAUUGCCCACAGCGGGCAGUUUCAUACGUCCUGGCAAGGUUGGUCCUUGUGCCACUUUGGAGGAUGCUGCCCGGGAGCGUUAUGUCAACUAUGAUUCCAGCAAUGUGGAUGCCAGUCUGAUACGCGAGGCCCAAGCCAACUUACAGGCCUCACUCUUUGAGGUGGUGGGCAUGGAUAAGAUUGCACGCAAGCAAAGCAAAUUCGAGCAAUUGUCAGAGAUAAGUGUGGAUGAGACACCCGUAAAUGCAGCUGGUUACCUUAAAGAUCUAAUGCAUUUGACCACCUUGAAUGUGAGUCAUACAUUGAUCUGGAACUGGGAGAUUGUGGCCAGUAUAGCCCAGCAAUUGCCUGCUUUGAAUAAUUUAAAUUUGAGCUCUAAUCGUUUGGUUUUGCCCACAACUAAACAAAUUGCUGAAUUGGAGCCAUCUUUUCGUCAAUUGAAGCACAUAAAUUUGCGUAAUUGUGGCUUCGCCGAUUGGCAGGAUGUCAUGCAGACGGCUCUGCUGUGGCCAGACAUCAUAUCAUUGGGACUCCAAGAGAACUCUCUAAGUCAACUGUCUGUGGUGAACUGUGAAAGCAUUUUCAGGCAACUCCAGGAACUGGACUUGCAUCGUACAAAUUUAAUGGACUUUGAUCAAGUGUGCAAAUUGGGAAAUAUACGUACUUUACGUUCCCUGAAUCUCAUGGAGAAUGGUAUAGAGGAGAUUAAGUUACCAGAAUGUGAUCCGCAAUUAAAACUAAACAUAUUCAUGUCACUGGAGCAGCUCAAUCUAUUACACAAUCCCAUUUGGAAUGAGGCGGAUGCGUUUAAUGAAUUGGACAAAUUGCCACAACUAAAGCGUCUGAGCAAGACGCCGCAUUUGAAAUCGAAUUUUGAUGAAAUGGUCUCCAAGGCAGUGGCUAGCAUAGCCAAUUUACAAUAUAUCAAUCGGGCUGAGGUUAUGCCAGAUGAAAGACGUGGCGCAGAGUAUGAUAUCUGGAAGAAAUAUGCUGUCGAUUGGUUGCAGGCCACGCAACAGGGAGCAGAUGCUUUAAGGGAGUUCUGCAGAAAGCAUCGCACAUAUCCUUUGCUGGUCAAAAAAUAUGGCUCUCCAAUUGAUUUUGUGCCUCGUCCUCAAAUCAAGCAAUCCAAUCUAAUUAAAGUUCGUAUACUCCAUAAAUCAAGUGGCCAAUUUUGGGAGAAAAAGGUGCCACGGAUGAUUACAGUACAAACACUGCAGGGAUUGGUUAUGAAACAUUUCCAUUUGGCUGGGAAUACACCACAACUCUGUUAUAUUGAUGCCAAACAUCCAGAAUUGGUCGUCCCAUUGGAUAAUAAUGCCAAAACAUUGGAUUUCUAUUCCGUGCAGGAGCAUGACACAGUUUUGGUUCAGUGAAAAAUUUGAUUCUUCCUAGCUUAUCCAAUUUUCUUUGGUAUUUCCUUGUGGUAUUUUAGUCUUAAAAUUGAAAAUGUCUAAAUUCAAAAAGUUUCUAUUGAUUAAUUAUUAUAAUUUUCGAAUCCUGUGACUGGAUCUUGAUAUCCCAGCAAUUGCUUUUUGCAACAAAAAUUAACAGUGUUAUUGUUUAGGUACACACAUAAGUUCAAAUUUCCAUUAUGCAAUUAAACGCAAUAUUUAUA
Molecule: messenger RNA, 3021 nt
Organism: Drosophila willistoni
Lineage: Eukaryota; Metazoa; Arthropoda; Insecta; Diptera; Drosophilidae
Gene: Tbce
Product: tubulin-specific chaperone E
Exons: 7
Coding region: 1208-2779 (523 amino acids)
Molecular function (GO): protein binding
Source: RefSeq, a predicted model, not a curated record